Cydia pomonella (codling moth) is the source of this 1158-nucleotide messenger RNA. RefSeq names its product aldo-keto reductase AKR2E4-like. Gene Ontology annotation, cellular component: cytosol. Bases 115 to 1116 code for a protein of 333 amino acids. The transcript has 8 exons. Gene Ontology annotation, molecular function: aldose reductase (NADPH) activity. NCBI's taxonomy places the organism in Eukaryota, Metazoa, Arthropoda, Insecta, Lepidoptera, Tortricidae. The record is from RefSeq and is a predicted model, not a curated record.
AAUGUUGUCAAACUUGUAAAUAGAAGCACUUAUCGACCGGCCGGCGCCGGCGUGUGGUUGCGUUGCCCACGCGCAGUUCGUGGUCGGCUGUUCGCGCACGCGCACCACAUCGACAUGAACUCGCUGACGGUAUUCGUGGUGUUUGCGCCGAUGGCGCUAGCGUUGCACAGCGGCGGGCUGGCCCCGUGGCGCUCUCUCAACGACAACAACAGUGUGCCGACCUUCGGCCUUGGAACAUGGCUUGGCUUCUCUGAUAAAGGGCGCGUCGAGCCUAAAGGACACGAAGUGGAAGACGCGGUGGUGUGGGCGAUCGAAGCGGGAUAUCGACACAUCGACACGGCGCACAUUUACGACACGGAGUCUCAGGUCGGCCGAGCCAUCAAGAAGAAGAUUGAUGACGGGACGGUGACGAGGGAAGAUUUAUUCGUCACUACAAAGCUAUGGAAUGACGCGCAUGCGCGCGAUGCGGUAGAGCCGGCGUUGCGUCGCUCUUUGGAGAAACUGGGGCUGGAGUACAUCGACCUGUACCUCAUCCACUGGCCCGUCGGCACUUAUGCCAACAACACGUUCGACAAUACCGACUACCUGGACACAUGGCAGGCCAUGAUGGCGGUCCGGGAUAAGGGACUGACCAAGUCUAUCGGCGUGUCCAAUUUCAACCAGCAGCAACUCGAGAGGCUCAUUAAAGCGAGCAAUGUGAAGCCUGCGAUGCUGCAAGUCGAGCUAAACCUGAACCUCCAGCAGCCCGCGCUGCUGGCGUACUGCCGCGCCCAGGGCAUCCAGGUGACGGGCUACACGCCCUUCGGCUCCCUGUUCCCGCGCAAGGCCGCGCCCGCCGCGCCGCCGCCGCGAGUCGACGACGCGGCCCUCGGCGCUAUAGCGGGGAAAUAUAACAAGACUGUACCGCAGAUCGCGCUGAGAUACUUGUGGGAGCUCGGCGUAACCCCCACCCCGAAGUCCGUGACCCGGUCCCGAGUGGAGCAGAACAUACAGAUCUUCGACUUCGAGCUCAGCGCAGAAGAGAGGCAGAAGAUGGCGUCCUUCGACAAAGGAUACCGCACCAUCGACGUCAAAUGGUGGAAGGAUUCACCGCAUUACCCGUUUGAGAGGAAUUGAGGAUUUUUUCUGUACUUUUUUUUAUUAAACGCUUUUAUGGAA